UGGGCUCAGAGACCACUGAGGUUCCAGAGAGAAAGGGAACAGAGGGUCAGGGCCUGGUUGGGCCGCCGGGACGCGGAUCGGCGGACAGACCGCGGCCCAGGAAGGCAAAAGGACGCGCGCACAGAGGCGCAGGGAUCUGACCCGCCCGAGGCAGAGUCUCCCGUAGGCCCAGGGCCCAGGCCAGUGCCCAGCCCCGCUGGGAGCCCCGGCCAGCACCACGGACGGCGCCCAGGAAGCCCGCGUCCCCCUGGACGGGGCCUUCUGGAUCCCGAGGCCCCCAGCAGGUUCGCCCAAGGGCUGCUUUGCCUGCGUGUCCAAGCCCCCUGCCUUGCAGGCUCCAGCGGCCCCUGCCCCUGAGCCCUCGGCCUCACCCCCCAUGGCUCCCACCUUAUUCCCCAUGGAGUCCAAGGGCAGCAAGACCGACAGUGUGCGGGCGGCUGGUGCCCCCCAGGCCUGCAAGCACUUAGCGGAGAAGAAGACCAUGACAAACCCUACGGCAGUCAUCGAGGUCUACCCAGACACCACCGAGGUGAACGACUACUACCUGUGGUCCAUCUUCAACUUCGUCUACCUCAACUUCUGCUGCCUGGGCUUUAUCGCGUUGGCCUACUCCCUCAAAGUUCGGGACAAGAAGCUCCUCAAUGACCUGAAUGGGGCAGUGGAGGACGCCAAAACGGCCCGGCUGUUCAACAUCACCAGUUCGGCACUGGCAGCCUCCUGCAUCAUCCUGGUCUUCAUCUUCCUGCGGUACCCACUCACUGACUACUGACCCCACAGGCGCCAGGGCCAUGAGGAGGAAGCACUGAGACUUGCUUAUUUUUGUGGUCACUGAGAUGCAGGAUGCCCUGAGGGUGGGCCAGAUUGAGGCUCCUGCCUGGGCCUCCGAGGCUUUGUGUGACUCAGAGCAAGGCCUUCAAAGCUGAACACCCAAGGAGCAGAGAGCUCCAUGCAACCCCCACCUGCCUCCUGGCCCUCACCCUGCCUGUCUUUGGGCCUCAGCUCCUUCCCUACUGCUGCCCCGGCUUCCAUGUGCCCAGGUUCCGGGGCCUGCAGAUCCCACUACCAGCAAGAAGGGCUUAUGUGGGAGAUCCCAGGAUGGCGGGCUGCCAGCACCUGAGGCCCACUCUCUCCUGACCCUGCCUCCUCCAAGCUGUGACCUGCUCAGAGCACUUGUAUCUGUGAACUUUCAAUAAAAUACCUACCCUGCUCCUG
This is a messenger RNA of Heterocephalus glaber (naked mole-rat), 1212 nucleotides long. RefSeq names its product interferon induced transmembrane protein 10 (gene Ifitm10). Lineage: Eukaryota; Metazoa; Chordata; Mammalia; Rodentia; Bathyergidae. The record is from RefSeq and is a predicted model, not a curated record. Gene Ontology annotation, cellular component: plasma membrane.